Onthophagus taurus is the source of this 2375-nucleotide messenger RNA. Lineage: Eukaryota; Metazoa; Arthropoda; Insecta; Coleoptera; Scarabaeidae. The record is from RefSeq and is a predicted model, not a curated record.
CAGGGCUUUAAAAACCUCAUGGAUGGAUAUUCUGGAACUUAAUAAUAAAAUCAACGGAACUGUACCCGUCAAGUCUAACAAAACAAGCCAAAAACAAGUUGCUAAAAUGAAGAUGAGCAAAGUAGGUAACCAGACGAACUCUCAGGACCCUCAAGCGGUCAACUCGAGAGUGUUUGUCGGAAACCUCAAUACAUUCCAGUGUUCUAAGACGGACGUGGAGCGGAUGUUUCAACGCUACGGCCGAUUAGCUGGGAUCUCCAUGCACAAAGGGUACGCUUUCGUCCAAUUCACAAACCCAUUCGAUGCCAGAAGCGCAUGUCUGGGAGAAGACGGCAGGACAGUACUUAGUCAAAUUUUAGAUGUUAAUAUGGUAGCUGAACCUAAACCACACCAAACAGGAAGAAAACGACAAAAUGUUGCGAAAACGGGAAACGAUUGGGAUUAUUACUACGACAGUUAUUACGCAUCGACAGCAUUUCCUGUCGGGCCACCAAGGCUUGUUCCGCCCUUGAAAAGACAGCGAUUGAUGACCAGUACAGCUAGAAACAAAACCAAUCAAUCUACGAAAGCCAACGUGACACCACCGUUGGAUCAACUAAAAGUUUACAGCAAUCCCGACAUACUAAUUUGCGGUAACUGCAGGGAGAUGUUCACCGAUCUUCAUGAACUUGUCGACCAUAAGAAAACCUAUUGUAAACUACGCUUCACUUGUAAAUGCGACACAUUCAAUAAAUCGAAAUCGACACCGGAUGAUAAUUCUUCAGCAUCUCUCCUCUGUGUACAAUGUAAAGAUGCCUUCCAAAAUGCCUGGGAUUUAAUGGUACAUGCCCAAGCAGCCCACAUGCUUAAUAUUUAUGAAUUAGGCGUGCCUACAAUUGGAAAUUGUUCGUCCCCUCCAAUAUCACCUAGAGAUAAUAGCACACCAGACAAGGAAAAUAAAAAUGACACGGUAGAAGGUGAAGAAGAAAACGGCGAUGGUGAUGGUGACCAUGAUUUCUUGGAAAAUGGUCGUGAUGGUCUUACGGGUACGCCAGAUUCAAGUCAUUCCAGAAACGAAAAAGAACUGGAAGAUUUAAUGGACGUAGACACAACAGCUAAAACUUGUAUAAUGCAUGCUUUGAGUAUCGUGAGUGCCCCGGCUUCUCAACCAGGUUCAUCGCCUCCACCUUUAGCAGCGGUGGCACCGUUAACAACAGCAGAUGAUUGGAAACCCACCGCCCACACACGUUUAUCUCCGAAACUAAGGCACGAGCCGUAUUAGUUUGUCCGAAACAAGAACAAAAAAAUUACAUUAGAUUGCCAUCUACGAAAGGAACAGCCCAAUUCUUCUUCCCCGGUGAUUUAUUAAAUAUAUUUACUUUUGGACGUAGAUUUGAUUGCGUUUUGUAGCCUUUUUUUUUAGAGUUAUUCUUCAUACGAGUUUUUGCUUGCUUAGAAAUAUAUUUAGAAACCAGGCGAACUUGAAUUGAAAUUCAAUUAUAUAAAAUAUUUUUACCAACCAAAUUCUUUUCGUUAAAAGAUUGAUAUUUUUGUGCAAAGUUCGAAUCGUAAAUAAUAAAUAGAAACAUGAACAGGUGUACUUGUUAGUGUUAAUUUCAACAUUUCAGAACGUAUAACGUAGCGAUAAGGGUGUUUUAUAAAUUAGAGACGCCAUAGUAAUCAUCCAAAAAAGAAUUUUACCAAAUUCCGGUGCAAGAAAUCCUUCUUGAAACAUUUUUUGAAUUAAAUAUAACGAUAUUAGACGGAAUUCUUGUAUCGGCUUAAACCAAAACGAAGAAUCCAAAAUGAGAAAAAGUACUUGUAAAUACUUAUUGUAAAUUGUGCGAACGCAAAAUCGACAUAUCAUCUUAAAUUAUAAGGUAGUACUGGACCUUUGAAGUGAUGCAAACCUUAUCGUUUUUCGAAAAUUUUCUGUGUAGAAAACAAAAUUCGUUUGUAUUUGUAUUUAUUUUUUUGAUCGGCUAUUUACAAAAGAAAAUUAUUGCAGAUAUAUUUGUAAUGUAUAGAAGAGAUUGUCGAGAAAUUCUAUAUUAUAAAUUAAAAAGAAAUAGGUAAAUACAUAAAUAAAAAUUUUAAGACCAAUUUUUAAGAAAUUUGUUGCCUGAUCUGAGAGAAAAAAUAUGAUUAGUAUAUUAAUUAAUUAAUAAAAUAGCAAGAAGUUUCAUUCAAUUUCCGAGAUGGAAAAUUCGAAUAAAAACGGUCUUCUAUGCUACAAUCAUCUCUGCCUUGUACGUUAUUACUCCGUACGGCUUCUGUUGUAUCUCCCUUCCGUUUUUUGGAAUCUCGCUGACGACCAUGGUAUCUAUAUGUACAUGUAACAUAUACUCUAUGAUAUAUAUGCUAGUCAUUAAAUAUAAUUGUCCUCCAUUGUAAAA